This is a messenger RNA of Brettanomyces nanus, 1251 nucleotides long. RefSeq lists its product as uncharacterized. Gene Ontology annotation, cellular component: fungal-type cell wall. The record is from RefSeq and is a predicted model, not a curated record. The transcript has a single exon. NCBI's taxonomy places the organism in Eukaryota, Fungi, Ascomycota, Pichiomycetes, Pichiales, Pichiaceae. The coding region runs from base 1 to 1251 and encodes 416 amino acids.
AUGUCAGCUUUCCUAAUAAUAAUUAAACGCUUUAGCUUAUGUCUAGCUCUGGCAUCUACCGUCGUCUCAAUCUCUACCGGGUCGUCCAAUUACUCUGACGAGGCCAGUUUUGUACAGUUUGAUAAUGUUGGUUACGAUGGAAGAUACUUUCACGUUAGUAAAGUGGAAGCUCUAAAUGAUGAUAACUGUUCAUGCUUACAAGAUUUGGAUAAUGCUGUCUCUAUUGAUAGCGUAAAUGCUCCAUAUAAUGAAGAACUUUCUGUUCAUCUUAGAGGUCCAAUGAAUCUCCGGAAAUUUGCCUGGUACGUUGCAGAUGAUUAUACUUAUGGUUCCACCAGUGGUAGCUGGACCAGAGGUGCAUACUAUGACUCGGAAGAGGGUACGGCUGACAACGUUACAUUUUUGGGUAAUGUUGGGGAUGACAAUCUCUGUUUGGGUCGUGCGUUGAACUAUGUCACUUCCAACGGUACUGCUCUUGCAUCGGAUUCUACCGUGUUGGAUAACAUCACCGUUGCUUCUGCUCAUGAAUACGCCAUUUAUUCUAGUAAGAAAUGUUCGGAUUCUUCUUCCUCGAGCGGUGACUGUGGUGUGUAUAGAGAAGGCAUCGAUGCCUAUCACGGAUUUUACGGAACUGUCAAGGCAUUUUUAUUUGAGUUCUACUCCCCCACUGACAAUAGUGAGGAGGAUCUUGUUAACAAAACAUCGAGUUAUGAUAUGCCUGCUAUCUGGUUAUUGAAUGCUGAGAUCCCAAGAACUGCUCAGUAUCCUACCAACGGUAAUUGUUCAUCCUGGAAUACAGGAGCCGGUGAGUUUGAUAUUUUUGAAGUGAUGAAUGUUACCGAGAGAAACCAUUUCUACUCAACCAUUCAUGACUUUCAGGGUAUCGAUGAUCUCGGCACAGGUAUUCAGAUGUUUGCCUACCUAGACAGAACUCCAAAUUCUGUAAUGAAAGGAGGAAUUGUUUUUGGAGGCGAUGGAACUGCCACAGUUUUCCUUUCCAAUAGUACAACGUUCGAUGAUACUCUAGAGAAUUCCGACUUGAACAGUUGGAUUUCUUCUUUGAAGAAUGAGGAAGGUGGAGAAGUGUCAGAGUCAUUGGCUGACAUUACUCUCGGCGCUGAAAUUACAACUACAGCAUCCUCCGCCAUUUCAGGUGCAUCUUCGGCCACAGGAUCCAAGGGAGACGCCGUUAGACAGACAGGUGGUUCCAUAAUGGCAUCUAUUUUCGCUAUGGGUGCUCUUCUAUUAUAG